UCUCCUUACAAUUGACCUUUUGACCGAAGAAUCCAUUUUUAUGCGUUUCAUUUCUGGAAUAAAUGAAAUUCUUGAUCAAGUAAGUGCGUCCAUAAAAGUGAUGGUUAUUAACUACUGUACGAUGAUGAUGACCGCACGAACUCGUUAACCUUCAGGAAUUUGUGUAAAUGGGAAUUCAAAAAAUAGUAAAUAGUAGAUACAUAAAAAUGCUGUUGUGAAAUUUCCAAAUCAAAUUUCCCACUUAUUUUUCAUUUAUCAUAACGUGCGUAAAGUGAUCAUAGUUGAGAACAUUUUCCAAAUGCCGAGUCGAUACUUAGCUCUGAUGUAUACUAUAUUGUGAAAAUGUUAAAUUUGCUUUUUGUGCUAUUCAUUACGUUCGCAUCAGUUGUUCUGCCAUAUGAGAGUGGAGACCGUUGCAUUACACCCAACGGCGAAUUAGCAACUUGCGUACCCGUUCAUUCGUGUACUCAUAUUUUUGAGUCCUUGUUAUCUUUGAAUUUAGAGGUAUUAGAAUUCGCCAAAGAAUCGCAGUGUCAAAGUAAUAAAGAAACUUUAAUAUGUUGUGGUAACGCGACGUCUUUGAACUUGAAAGCUGAAUUUCCGAUGGGAAGGUUAAUUCCAAACAAAAGUACGUGCGGAAUACAAGAUGGUACUAAUAGAAUAUAUGGUGGUCAACUAACUACAUUAGAAGAAUUCCCUUGGAUGGCUCUUUUGAGUUACAUUGACGGUUCGGAGGUAAGAUCGUUCAAAUGCGGAGGAAGUGUAAUCAAUAGUAGAUACGUUUUAACUGCUGCCCAUUGCAUUCGGAUUAAUCCAGCGCUGGGAAUCAGUUUACAUUCAGUCCGACUAGGAGAAUGGAAUGUAACAUCUGAUGAGGACUGUGAAGAGUCUGGAAAUGAAUGUGCGGAUCUCGUCAUUGAUUUAAAAAUUGAAAAACAGAUACCGCAUCCAAUGUAUAGCAUGCGCACAGGUGAAAACGAUAUUGGAUUAUUGAGAUUAGAAAGGAACGUUGAGUUUAGUGCGUAUAUCAUGCCAAUAUGUUUACCUUUAAAUGGAGGAGAUAAACGCCUAUCCAAUAAAUCAUUGGUAGUAUCUGGUUGGGGAGCAACGGAAUAUGGGCCUCAAUCCGAAGUGAAGUUAAAGUUAAACGUACCAAUAGUCUCAAAUGAGCAGUGUCAAAAAGCACUAGGACACAGAGGAACAAUAACGCCCAAUCAACUUUGCGCGGGCGGAGAAACAGGAAGAGACGCUUGCCAGGGCGAUUCAGGGGGACCUUUAAUGAGCAGCUGGGAGUUGCAGGACAUGAAGACGCAGUGGUAUUUGGAGGGUAUAGUGUCAUGGGGAAGUAAAUGUGGAGUGCUAGGAUAUCCGGGUAUUUAUACUCGCGUUUCGAAGUACUUACUUUGGAUUAUUGACAAUGUCGAAGAGUUUUAGACCAAAUUUAGCUAGAUUAAAUAAGUAUAGGCUUACGGCCUGGCGCUUUUUUAGUUUAGAUAAAUAUUUAUAAAUAGCAAUAAACAAUUGAAUCAUGGAAUUA
Photinus pyralis (common eastern firefly) is the source of this 1537-nucleotide messenger RNA. Its product is annotated as phenoloxidase-activating factor 1-like. The record is from RefSeq and is a predicted model, not a curated record. Gene Ontology annotation, molecular function: serine-type endopeptidase activity. Lineage: Eukaryota; Metazoa; Arthropoda; Insecta; Coleoptera; Lampyridae. Gene Ontology annotation, biological process: proteolysis. The transcript is spliced from 5 exons. Bases 343 to 1434 code for a protein of 363 amino acids.